CUAAGAGCGAUGCGAAACUCGUUUUCGCAGCUUUUAGUCUUUAAAAUAUGAGAAGCUGCGGUUGAGAAAGUCAGUUGCCAUUGUGGCAUGUGCAAAAGGGGCACAAUGCUUAAAACGUACAUUGUGGCAUUGAUAGUCCAUGCAGCAUUUGCGGCACCAGCCACAAUUGUGCCGCGCAUCCAGAGCGAUAAUGGCUUUCAGCUGGAGCCUCAGGAUGAUCAAUAUACGUUGAGCAUACGACAUCCGGAUGGCAAAAGUUGGCGCGAAGAGACGGUGCAACUAACUCCGGCAGGUGUGCCGGAGGUUAAAGGUGUAAUCAAUCAGGCUUUUGAUGAUCGAGGCGCCACCUUGUUGGUCACCUACGAGGCGGGGCCUAAUGGAAAUGUGGCCAAGUAUAGAUAUAAAAGCAAUAGCCAACCCGAAAGACCGAUAUAUGGAGUACUUUUAAGUUCAACUCUUUUAAAGGUAGCAGCCGGUUGAAAGUUUUGUACAGCGCUUAACUUAAUAAAAGAAU
Molecule: messenger RNA, 514 nt
Organism: Drosophila arizonae
Lineage: Eukaryota; Metazoa; Arthropoda; Insecta; Diptera; Drosophilidae
Source: RefSeq, a predicted model, not a curated record